Messenger RNA from Trichobilharzia regenti, 2008 nucleotides. The record is from the annotation of a GenBank genome assembly. Lineage: Eukaryota; Metazoa; Platyhelminthes; Trematoda; Strigeidida; Schistosomatidae.
AUGAACAAUCUAAUAACUAUUCAGUUAAUGCGUAAGACAUUUUCAUUCAGAACUCCUAUCAACAACGAUAACCUAAACUCGCCAAUAUCUUCAUCACUUGACUACUAUUCAUCACAAACACAUUCAACCUCACCACAUGAUGACAAUAUAACAAAUAUGUACAACAACAACAAUACAGGCAGCAUCACCACCACCACCCACAACAACAACAACACCAAUAAUAUUAAUCAUAAUGACGAUGAUAUCAUUGAUGGUGUUGAUCGAGGUGAUAUUUGUCUAGUUGGAAAUGAUCGAGGCAGUAGAGAUACCGGUGAAAAUAACUCUGGUGCUGGUAAUGAACUUCUUGUGGUAAAAAUUAAAAAAAUUCGAAAACCACGUACAAUUUAUUCAAUAUGGCAGCUGCAAAUGUUGAAUAGUCGUUUUAUUCAUUCACAAUAUUUAAAUUUAACUGAACGAGCUAGCCUGGCUUCACAGCUUGGUUUAACGCAGACACAAGUGAAAAUAUGGUUUCAAAAUAAACGUUCAAAGUUGAAGAAAAUUCUUCGUCAAGGUCAAGAUCCAACAGUUUUUCUCAAUAGUACAACUAAUGGUACAGGAGAUGAAGAUCAAAUGGAAAGUGAUUAUGAUGAAGAUGCUAAUUCUCUAAAUUAUGAUGCACCAAAAUUAUCUUCACAUGUUGACAAUUCAGAUCAGAUCAAGUACAAUAAUAAUAAUAAUAAUCUUCCGCGUAGUCAACACUCUCUUCAAACAAAUCCUCAUCAACUACCGUCAAUAAAUCGUCGAAAAGAAGACUUCAUCAAUGAAUCCGUUGAAAUACAAAAGACCUCUGAACUUAAUAACCCAUAUGAAAAUCGAUUUUUCCCAUCAAUGAAUUUAAAACAUGAAUCAUAUUUAGACAGUAAACCGCAACUGAAUACAUUAACCGAUCCAAGCCAAUCAAAUACAUUUGUACAACCUGAUGAUAACGUGCCAUCAGCUCCAAAUCACAUGUUAACCGACCAAUCUAGUCAUCGUUUAACUUCGUCAAAAUCAUCAUCUUAUUCAGAUGUAAGACAAAGUCUUUCUGAGGGUAUUACUAAUACGAACAAUACAGUCAGUCAUGAAGAAGUCUAUUCAUCACACACAUCAUGGUCAUCAUCAAGUCCUGUAAAACCUAAAGGAAAAAUCGAUGAAACCUGUUCAACUUCCCCUCAUCCACCUAUCACGAUAAACCAGUCGAAUACAGCUGAGGCGAAAUGGUCCACCAUUGCUGUAAAUCAACCAAACGAGAUGAAUUCUGAUUGGUUAUCGAAAGAUACACUUCGAUAUCCAAACAAUGAGAUCUCUGCUCACCAGACUAUAGAAGAAAAAUAUAAAAGUAUUACAAAUCAUUCAGAGCAAUGGUCUACAAUUGAUCGGCCUAAGAUUGAACCACAAGCUGAGUCAACUUUACUCGAAGUUCCAUAUGAUUAUACAUAUUAAGAGUUAUGCAAUAUUUAAUUUACUAUACUAUUUAUUACUGAAGGAAAAUAACCCAAAUGUGUGUGUGUGUAUUUUCCUACAGCGCCUCAAGAGAAUAAAAUCAAAGUUUAAAAUUCAAUGUCCAAGGUGAUCACUAUGCACACACAUACAUACAUACACAGAUACGUAUAAUUAAAACAAAAUUGAAUAUUGAACAAGACAAGAGAGCAUUUCUAUCUUACAUAAUGUUCUAUUUACUUUUGUUUUUGAUUUCGCAUAAACAUACGCAUCAAACACACAAACCGUUAGGGGUGUUGGAUCGUUUCAUUUCCCCUGAAUUUGAUUUUUGGUUCACAAUUUCAUCAAAUUACUCUUUAUUCACAUUAUUGAUUUUUUGAAUGAUUUUUGAAUUUUCGGUCUCUUCGAAAUUCUAAUGAUUAUUCCAUAUUAAUCUUGUUAAUAUUAUUGUUACUAUUGUUAUGAUUAUUAUUAUUAUUAUGAGGUGUACUAACUUACCAGUUGGGAGUUUCAUAACACCUUAUUGACAGUGUCAUGUCAUUUGUGGAAG